This is a messenger RNA of Aspergillus japonicus CBS 114.51, 1313 nucleotides long. RefSeq names its product SKI complex subunit WD repeat protein SKI8. The coding region runs from base 145 to 1080 and encodes 311 amino acids. The record is from RefSeq and is a predicted model, not a curated record. Gene Ontology annotation, molecular function: protein binding. NCBI's taxonomy places the organism in Eukaryota, Fungi, Ascomycota, Eurotiomycetes, Eurotiales, Aspergillaceae. Gene Ontology annotation, cellular component: Cdc73/Paf1 complex. The transcript has 7 exons.
CGCGAUUGUCCCGCCAUGGUUGUGAUUUAGCCUUACGUCUUUGACAACACUCAGCUCCUGCAGCUAGCGACCAAGUUAUCUCGACCCGCUCGUAUCAUUCUGUGUCUGUCAAGAAUCAAUGUCUUAAGCCGACUUGGAGCUGUCAUGUCGAAGCAAUAUCUUUCCUGCGGUUCCGCAGGCAAUGCACACCCUACUGACAUCUACGGGCUCGCCGUGACCGAUAAGUUCUGCUUGUCGGCAUCUGGAUCCUCUUCUCUGAAAGUCCAUACGACGGUUGACCCUGACUUCCCACUGGUCCAAUCCCUUGAUGGCGCCCAUAAACUUGGCUGUCAUCAUGUAGUGACCAACGCGAAAGGAUCACGGGCAGCUAGCAUUGGGUUUGGAGGUGAGAUCGCGAUUUGGUCUUGCCACGACGGCGUAUGGGCGAAGGAUAGCACCGCUCCAGCCAACCAGACUGGGUCUGCCGGCAUCUGGGCAAUCGCCUUGUCCGAGGAUGGGCAAUACCUUGCUGGUGUCAGCCAAGAUGGGCACGUCAAGGUCUGGGACCUGAAUGCCAGUGGUGAAGAGAUUCGAGACUACGAAACCAAAGGCAGCUUCGGUACCUGCAUAGAUCUGUCCGCGGAUGGUCGAUUCCUUGCUAGUGGCCAUGAAAAUGGCAGUAUCUACAUCUUCAGCACUGAAACGGGCCGCAUGCCAUUCAGUUUAUCAGGCCUUGUGAAACCCGUUAGAGCGGUUGCUUUCUCACCAGGAGGGAAGUUCCUUGCUGCUGCCGGAGAUUCAAAGGUGAUUGUACUAUAUGACACAUCAUCUGGUGAACAAGUAGCCAAUCUAUCGGGUCAUACAGCAUGGAUUAUGUCUCUUUCCUGGAGCAAUACGGGAGAAUACCUUCUCAGCGGCUCUUUUGAUGGCAAAGUCAAGGUUUGGUCAAUCGAUGCUAGAGCGUGUGUAGCCACUCAUUCUGAGACUGAGAAAUCCAUCUGGAGUGUGAGAUGGCUGCCGAAGGUCGGGCGUUCGGAAGGAUUUGCCACGGCCGGGGCGAGUCGAAGCAUAUCAUUCUACCGCGAAGCUACAGGUGGUUGAUCUCGACUCGCGUGUAUGCAUCCAGAAUUGAUAGAGGCUGAUUGAAGAGUUCAAGCCAAGGGCGAAAGGUUAUUUCCUUUCGGCCGCAGAAGACCCCCUCCCCCAAUCUCUUGCCUAUGUUCAAGUGUGAUGUGGCUACGCUGGGAUUUCUUACGCAUAUGGCUUGUAUGCCUGCAAAGUUAUUCAGGUGAUAUUUAUAAGCAUGUAUCAUCAAGCAUUUCUGUCCGUCCAAC